Messenger RNA from Scleropages formosus (Asian bonytongue), 651 nucleotides. RefSeq names its product claudin-4. Gene Ontology annotation, molecular function: structural molecule activity. NCBI's taxonomy places the organism in Eukaryota, Metazoa, Chordata, Actinopteri, Osteoglossiformes, Osteoglossidae. Gene Ontology annotation, cellular component: membrane; bicellular tight junction. The transcript has a single exon. The record is from RefSeq and is a predicted model, not a curated record. The coding region runs from base 1 to 651 and encodes 216 amino acids.
AUGCCAUCAGCUGGCCUUGAGAUCCUAGGGAUGACCCUCUCUGUGCUGGGCUGGCUAGGUGUCAUGGUGGCCUGCUUUCUGCCCAUGUGGAGGGUCGCAGCAUAUGUGGGGCAGAACAUCGUGAUCGCUCAAGUGGUCUGGGAGGGCCUGUGGAUGAGCUGCGUGGUGAAGAGCACAGGCCAGAUGCACUGCAAGGUGUAUGACUCCAUGCUGGGUCUGCCCGAGGAGCUGCAGGCGGCUCGCGCCCUCACCAUCAUCUCUAUGCUGCUCUGCGUGGUGGGCAUCUGCUUGUCAGUGGCUGGCGCCAAAUGCACUAACUGCACGGAGAGCGAGGCCAGCAAGCCACGCAUUGCCCUCAGUGCUGGAGCCGUUUUCAUCACGGCUGGCUUGCUGCAGCUCGUGGCCAUCUCCUGGACCGCCAAUGUCAUCAUUAUGGACUUCCAUGAUCCGCUGCUGGAGGAGGCGCAGAAGCGCGAGUUUGGGAACUCGCUGUAUUUCGGAUGGGCUGCCUCCUGCCUCCUGAUUCUGGGGGGUGGCCUGCUCAGCUGCACCUGCCCGAGCAAACCUCCGACCCAUGUCCUGUCCACAGUGGAAUACUCCGCAGCGAAGCCUGCGUCUUCCUCCAGACACUAUCGGAAGGACUAUGUCUGA